Molecule: messenger RNA, 1800 nt
Organism: Ceraceosorus guamensis
Lineage: Eukaryota; Fungi; Basidiomycota; Exobasidiomycetes; Ceraceosorales; Ceraceosoraceae
Exons: 3
Coding region: 191-1771 (526 amino acids)
Source: RefSeq, a predicted model, not a curated record
AGUAUACACGCCUGCUGGUGAUGGUGGCGCUGAGCUGCAUGCUGAUGAUCCUCCACCUUCUCCACGCUCUCCCCGCUACCAUCCGUCUCACUGACUAGGUCCAAGAUCGCUAUAGGCGCAGCUCUGAGGUCACGACAGUCAUGACAACGCGAGACUAAGAAGUCAGAUUUUGGCCUUGCACGCCGUCAAGAUGUCACUCGAAGAGCUCUUCAACGUCACGCGAGCCGCCGCAAAGGCUCGCCGAUUCGGUGGAGCGGAGGAGGACGAAGAGGAUGCCAAGCACAAUUAUGGAUACUCUGCAGCAGAUCGAAUUGAUCCCGUUGUGGUUUGCGCUUUCUGCUCAAAGCGAAAUUCGGCAUACACAUGUCCUCAGUGCAACGCUCGAUACUGCAGCCUGGCAUGCUUUCGCUCACCGCAGCACGACAGAUGUUCCAAGCCUUUUGUAGAUCGCGUGCUGCGAGAGGAACUGGGAGAAGAAGGUUUUGCAGGCGCCCACGGCUUCAAAGCGACGGAUGCAGAGCGUACGGAGGUAAUGGAGCUUCUCAGAAGGUUUCGACAACAGCAAAUCGAGGAUGAGACGGGAGUCGAUGCUCAUGACGCAUCGGAUGAAGAGUGCGAUAAUGAUAAUGCGUCUCUACAGCUACCCGCCGAUUUUGAUCCAGAGAGCGCAGAUACUUCACAGAUCAUAUCGGCACUGUCACAUUCACAGCGCGACGCGUUCCUUGCUUUUGCCCUUCAAGAUCACAAGCGCGCUCGGAAUGGCGAGGAGGAGGACGGACCGUGGUGGACCGCAUCGUCGUCAAAGCGAAGACUGCCAAGUCGGAAGAGCAAAGAAUUCAGUGAUGAGGCCAGCAGAUUGAGACCGCCGACGGAAGCCGCAUCGCUGCGCUACAACUUGCUGGCUGUACUCCUAGUGUACGCCCACCUCACUCGACACUUGGACGUCUCCGCACUUCAGGAGGUGAUGCUCUUUGACGACAACAAGAAAUCUCAGCAAGCAUCCGAGACACUGAGUACUGGGGCUCACGGGAGUGCUCCGACGCAAGAAGAGGAGUACAAGUAUGCCGAUAUGCCACCUCUCGAGAAUGUGCCUGACACGGGAGGCCAGUCGCUCGCAACCGUGCCCGAGCGGCCUGCCGAGCCAGAACAAGGACCAGAAGUUGAGGACGGUGCUCGACGCCCCGUCCCAGCAUUGAGCCGCCCUGAAGAAAGGCUGAAACAUGAUGCGCUGUCAUCGAUCAUGGCACAAGAAGCGGCGACACAGAAGAGAGUGGCAAAGGAUAUUGCAGCGCGCGCACUGCCAUUCGUCAACGCGAUCAAGGGCGAACAGUCUAGGACGCAAUUUGGGAGCGUCGAAGAGGUGGCCUUUGAUGUCUUGAGUCGGCUUGGGAGGCAUUGGCGUGAAUCUGCAGCGCAGAUGCUCGCGCUGCUUCAGGAUUCCCUUCGCUUGAUUUUCCCAGCUGUAGAAGAGGAGACUGGAUCGUCGUUAUUGGAGCUCGCACUCUCCGACCUUGCGCUGGUCCUUUCGCAGCACGGCAGGAAGAAGAUGGUCUUUUACGCGGCAAUGUGGCGAAGCGCAGUCGCAGACAAGAUCAGGCAAGAUUUCAAAGAAGAGAUUCAAUCCCAUUGCGAGGUACUACAGAAUGAAUUAAAUCGCGCGGUAGAGGAGGAGAGGUUGGAUGCGGUGAGGGAGAGAGAGGAGAAUGCUGCGAAUAUGCUGAACGACCGCCGUGUACCAGCUGCAAAUAGCAGAAUUCGAGAAAUGUCAUAGCUCUCGAAGCAAAGGAGUCGAAUCAAGAG